AGCUCAAGAAGUGUUUCGACAAAGCUCUCAGACACAGGGUCUGAUUUUUGGGUGGUCUUUUGAGGAACCAGGAGCUGGUCUCGAUGCUCCUUGUGGCACCCUUCCAGCUUGGGGUUUCUAAGUGCCAAGUCAUGCCCCUGGGGGACAACCCCAGGCACCAGGACACGCUGGGGCCCACCCAGCUGGAGAGCGGCUCUGCAGAAAGGGACCUGGGGGUCCUGGUGGACACAAGAUGGACGUGAGCCAGCACGUGCCCUUGCUGCAAAGGCGGCUGGUGCUGUCCUGGGCAGUGUUAGGCAAUGGUGGGGGACAGGGUGGUGGUGACUGGGGGACCCCAGGGUGGCUGGGGACAGUUUGGCUGCUUGCCCAAAGCUACUUCCCCUCCUGCGGACAUGGGGCCCCAAAGCUGCUGGUGCUGGCUGUUGGCCCCAACAGCCAUCACCCUCUGGGCAGCCCUCUGACCGUUACACCACCACCCUAUUGCCUGCCGUCAUCCCCUGCUACCACUGCCCUGUCCCCUGCAACCCAGCCUACCAACAGCAACAUGCCUGUCCCCUGCCACCACUGCUGUCACAGGGUGAAGGACCAUCAUGGCAUUGCCAGGGAGAAAACAUUGCCUGCUUGUUCUUCCUGGUCAGUGCCCCACCAUGCAGCCCUGCCUGCUCCUCGCCCUGGCCCUGCUGGGCACGGCCUCUGCCCGCCACCUGGCCGCUGUCACCUCCGAGGUGGCCGAGCCGGAGCUGGAGGCCGAGGCUGAGGACGUGGAGUGCCCGCUGGAGGACGAGACGAACGCGCUGAACAUCACGGACCCGCAGAGCAUCCGCACCUUCCGCUACAUCAUCGUGCGGCGGUGCCAGAACUUCCACACCGCGCAGAGAGUGUGCUCCCGCUGCUACCGCGGGCGCCUGGCCUCCAUCCACAGCUACCGCACCAACAUCCUGCUGCAGUGCAGGGCUCGCACCCGCGUCAACAACGGGCGCGUCUGGAUCGGGGCCAUCACCGUCCUGUGGGCGGCAGCGUGUUCUGCCACUGGUCUGACAACAGCGGCUGGAACUACGCGUACUGGCUGCACGGCUACCCGCUGGUCACGGGGCGCUUCUGCACCACCCUCUGCACCGCAAAUGGGCGCUGGAGGAGCACAAACUGCCACGUGAGGCUGCCCUUCAUCUGCGAGUACUGAGGGUGCUGUCCCAAUAAACGAGAGCCUGGUGCUACUUGCCCAUGUGUUUUGGGGAUGUGUAGGGGCUGCCCCAGCCCCGUGAGGCAGAGGGGUCCCAAACCCACAGCAGACACUGGGGACACCACAGGGAGCAGCACAA
Molecule: messenger RNA, 1319 nt
Organism: Cygnus olor (mute swan)
Lineage: Eukaryota; Metazoa; Chordata; Aves; Anseriformes; Anatidae
Product: bone marrow proteoglycan-like
Exons: 6
Coding region: 591-1154 (187 amino acids)
Biological process (GO): immune response
Source: RefSeq, a predicted model, not a curated record